CCUAGUCGGAUGCUGCACCGUUCGAUCCUCCACCACCAAGACCGAAAGCGACUUCUCCACCGUCCAUUCCCGCCCGCCAUCCCGGCCUCCCCGUUCUCUUCGUCGCCUUCCUCCGCCUCCGCCGCCGCCGCCGCCGCCGCUCCUCCCGCGAUCACGACCGCGUCGCUGCAGCAAUGCGCUUCCCUGCCCCGAGCCAAGCUGCUCCACCAGCAGACCCUCGUGCAGGGCCUGCCCCGCCACCUCGCGGCCCGCGUCGUCGGCUCCUACAUCGCCUGCGGCGCCCCGGCCCGCGCGCUCGCCCUGCUCGAGCGGGUCCCGCCCUGCCCCUACUCGGUCUACUGGUGGAACAUGCUCAUCCGGCGGAGCGUCCAUCUGGGUUUCCUCGACGACGUGCUCGGUUACUUCCGGAGGAUGCAGAGGCUGGGCUGGCGGCCCGACCACUUCACGUUCCCCUUCGUCCUCAAGGCCUGCGGCGAGCUCCCGUCGUUCCGUCGGGGCGCGUCGGUCCAUGCGGCCGUCUGCGCUAAUGGGUUCGAGGGUAAUGUGUUCGUGUGCAAUGCGGCGGUGGCCAUGUACGGGCGGUGCGGCGCUUUGGACGAUGCGCGGAAGGUGUUUGAUGAAUUGUCCGAGAGAGGGAUUGGUGAUGUCGUCUCUUGGAAUUCGAUUGUGGCUACUUAUGUUCAGGCGGGGGAUUGUAGGAAUGCGCUCAGGUUGUUUGAUCGGAUGACCUGGGAUAGUGGCCACGUGCCUGAUGCCGUUAGCCUCGUGAAUGUCCUCCCUGCUUGUGCUUCGCUUGGUGCAUCGAUACAAGGAAAGCAGGUACAUGCUUUUGCCCUCCGUAGAGGGUUGUCUGAGGAUGUUUAUGUGGGUAAUGCUGUGUUGGAUAUGUAUGCCAAGUGUGGGAUGUUGGAUGAAGCGAGCAAGGUCUUUAAGCAAAUGGAGUUUAAGGAUCUUGUCUCAUGGAAUGCCAUGGUCACUGGAUACUCGCAAGUCGGCAGAUUUGAUGAGGCUUUGAGUCUUUUUGAGAAGAUGGAGGUUGAGAAGAUUGAGUCGAAUGUGGUGACAUGGAGUGCUGUGAUUGCAGGGUAUGCCCAGAGGGGGCAUGGUCAUGAGGCUCUCGAUGUCUUCAGGAGGAUGUGCCUUAGUGGGUCAGAGCCUAACAUUGUCACUCUCGUUUCUCUUCUCUCAGGUUGUGCAUCUGCAGGAGCAUUGCAUCAAGGAAAGGAGACUCAUUGUUAUGCCAUCAAGUGUGUUCUGAAUAAGCUAGACAAUGAUCCGGGGGAUGAUUUAAUGGUUAUUAAUGCUUUGAUCGACAUGUAUGCCAAGUGUGGAUCUGCUGGAGUUGCUCGCACCAUGUUCGACUUGAUAACACCAGAACAUAGGAAUGUGGUAACAUGGACUGUGAUGAUUGGCGGGUAUGCUCAGCAGGGGGAAGCAAAUGGUGCUUUGAAGUUGUUCUCUGAGAUGGUCAAUCAAGCAAACUUCAUAAAGCCAAACGCUUUCACCAUAUCAUGUGGCUUGAUGGCCUGCGCUCGUUUGGCUGCCCUGAGGUUUGGUACACAAAUACAUGCCUACAUAUUGCGAAAUCAAUACGACUCUGUGAUGGUGCAUGUGGAGAAUUGCCUGAUAGAUAUGUACUCCAAAUCUGGAGAUAUUGAUGCAGGUAGAGUUGUGUUUGACCACAUGCAGCACAGGAACACCAUUUCGUGGACAUCGCUGAUGACUGGUUAUGGAAUGCAUGGACGUGGUGACGAAGCUCUCUGGGUUUUCAAUGAGAUGAGGAAAGCAGGUUUGGUGCCUGAUGGAGUCACCUUCGUAGUUGUCCUUUAUGCUUGUAGCCAUGCUGGACUGGUAGAUCAAGGCAUUGAAUAUUUUGACGCCAUGGACAGAGAUUAUGGUGUUGUCCCUGGAGUAGAACAUUAUGCUUGCAUGGUUGACCUCUUAGGACGUGCUGGUCGAUUGGGUGAAGCCAUGAAGCUCAUCAAAAGAAUGCCUAUGCAACCUACCCCCAUUGUAUGGUUCUCACUGCUGAGCGCUUCUAGGUUACAUGGAAAUGUUGAAUUUGGGGAAUAUGCUGCUAAUAAAUUGUUAGAUAUAGAGUCGGAGAAUGACGGGUCCUACACAUUGCUUUCUAACAUAUACGCAAAUGCGAGGCGUUGGAAAGAUGUGGCUAGGGUCAGGUCUGUAAUGAAAUCUACUGGAAUCAGGAAGAGACCUGGUUGUAGCUGGGUACAAGGAAUGAAGGGUACUGCCACAUUCUAUGUGGGAGACUGGACUCAUCCACAAUCGCAACAGAUUCAUGAAGUUCUCACGGACUUGAUCUUACGAAUCAAAGCUCUUGGUUAUGUUCCACAGACGAGCUUUGCGCUCCAUGAUGUGGAUGAUGAGGAAAAAGGUGACUUGCUCUCUGAGCACAGCGAGAAGCUUGCUCUCGCAUAUGGCAUCCUAACAACGGCUCCUGGUGCGCCGAUCCGGAUAACCAAGAAUUUACGUGUCUGUGGAGAUUGCCACAGUGCCAUGACAUACAUAUCUAUGAUAAUCAAUCACGAGAUCAUAUUGAGAGAUUCAAGUCGUUUCCAUCAUUUCAAGAAAGGGUCUUGCUCCUGCAAAGGUUACUGGUGACUUCGCUCAAGAUCGAGGGAAAAGUCUCUGAAUGUCUUCUUUGUAAAUUUGGAAGGUUGAAUCAAGAAUGAAUUCAUCUGAGAGCAGGUUCAGAAGGCAAUACUGUUGUUAUUUAGUUAGCUAUGUAAAUAUAUGUGUUAUUCUACAUAAUACUCUUGUGUCCAACUCAUAAAAUAUCUACAUAGCAGUUGGAAGAACUUCUUGUUAUUCUCGAAAAUCUGUUGAUAUAGCCAAUUGCUGUCAAUACACGGCAUAAGACAUGAGCGUUUAUAUCAUCAAGUCUAUUGCAGGAGCUGAUCCCCAUGAUAGAGUGCAUUAGAACUUUAAGGUUCAUUCUCAAGCCGUAAAUCUCUGGUUCUCAGUAUCUCACUAAUCUAAGUAACUGUCUAAAUUUUGUAAUGUCAUUGUCAUCAGUGUUUGCCAUUCCAUUUUCCUUUAAUGGUAUCGCUUCAUUCACAGCUGGAAUGGGAAUUUACUUUGGAUAUGAACUUGAUGUGGCAGAAUCAGAUUGAACUAAUUCGCCUUCGUGGUUCGGUGCAGGAUUUGUUCAAGGAUGACUGUUUGUGGAAGAAACUAUCAGGUUUGUUGUUAACUUAAAAAGGGAGGUUUCCAGCAUUUAAGGAUUUAUGCUGGCGAUAAUUGGUCCAGAUAUUAUUACGAAAUCAAUUAUCUCUGAAAACUUAGCGGACAUAGUGGAUAUGUGCUUGAUCUAGUCAUCUGCCAUUUUAUCUCAUGUCUUAAAACUCUCUGAAAGACCUUGUCAGUAUCGUUAACAAUUGAGUAAUAGAAUGCAGGGGAUUCCAAGCAAUGUGAUGAUAUAAGCAAUUUAUAGAUUGUCUUGUGGAGUUGGAAGGUUUCUCCAAUCA
Eucalyptus grandis is the source of this 3488-nucleotide messenger RNA. Its product is annotated as pentatricopeptide repeat-containing protein At5g16860. The record is from RefSeq and is a predicted model, not a curated record. NCBI's taxonomy places the organism in Eukaryota, Viridiplantae, Streptophyta, Magnoliopsida, Myrtales, Myrtaceae. The coding region runs from base 10 to 2622 and encodes 870 amino acids. Gene Ontology annotation, molecular function: zinc ion binding; protein binding; RNA binding. The transcript has 2 exons. Gene Ontology annotation, biological process: RNA modification.